AUGGCAGAGAAUGGCACCGUGGUGACUGAUUUUGUCCUGAUGGGAUUCCAGCUUCAGGGGCACCUUCAGACAGGUCUCUUCCUUGUAUUUCUGGCUUUUUAUCUCAUUACCGUGGGGGGCAACCUGGGCAUGAUCAUGCUAAUUCAUAACGACUCUAGGCUCCACACUCCCAUGUACUUCUUCCUCAGUCAUCUUUCCUUCCUGGAUAUUUGCUACUCUUCUGUUAUUGUCCCUCAGUUGCUUGAGACCUUGAGAACUGAUAAAAUGGUCAUCACCUAUGAGCGCUGUGCCAUUCAGUUCUUCUUUUUCACUCUCUAUGCUAGUACAGAGUGCUUUCUUUUGGCAGUGAUGGCCUAUGACCGCUAUGUGGCUGUGUGCAACCCUCUCCUCUAUGCUACAGCCAUGACAACCCAGACCUGCCUGGGGCUGGUGGCUGCAACCUAUGCAGGUGCCAUGAUCAAUUCUGUGGUUCGUACAGGGUGCACCUUCUCUAUCUCCUUCUGUAAGUCCGAUCAGGUGGAUUUCUUCUUUUGCGAUCUCCCACCCCUGCUGAAGCUUGCCUGUAGUGAGACUGGGCCACGGGAGCAGAUAAUCUACCUCUUGGCUUUCUUGGUCAUCACAAUCAGCAUUUCGGUGAUUGUGAUGUCUUACAUAUUCAUCAUUCGGGCUAUUCUGAAGAUUCGUACAGCAGGCGGCAAAGCCAAGACCUUCUCCACUUGUGCUUCUCAUAUGACUGCGGUGGCUCUUUUCUUUGGGACACUCAUAUUCAUGUACCUGAAAGGUAACAUGGGACAAUCCCUCUGGGAAGACAAGAUUGUGUCAGUAUUCUACACCGUGGUCAUUCCCAUGCUCAAUCCAAUGAUUUACAGCUUGAGAAACAAGGAGGUAAAGGAGGCCCUGAGGAAAGUUUUCAAUAGGAUGAGGGGUUUCCAAGCAGAAUAG
This is a messenger RNA of Ochotona princeps (American pika), 942 nucleotides long. RefSeq names its product olfactory receptor 9I1-like. Gene Ontology annotation, biological process: G protein-coupled receptor signaling pathway; sensory perception of smell. Gene Ontology annotation, molecular function: G protein-coupled receptor activity; olfactory receptor activity; odorant binding. The coding region runs from base 1 to 942 and encodes 313 amino acids. The record is from RefSeq and is a predicted model, not a curated record. The transcript has a single exon. Gene Ontology annotation, cellular component: membrane. NCBI's taxonomy places the organism in Eukaryota, Metazoa, Chordata, Mammalia, Lagomorpha, Ochotonidae.